Molecule: messenger RNA, 216 nt
Organism: Cooperia oncophora
Lineage: Eukaryota; Metazoa; Nematoda; Chromadorea; Rhabditida; Trichostrongylidae
Source: the annotation of a GenBank genome assembly
AUGGAGGUGUGCCUCAGUAGAGUGAAAAGAGGAGAAUUUCAUCAGGAUAUACUGAAACAGAGAACUUGGCUACAACUUCGAAUGGAAACAAACCUCGAAGUCCCUUCACUCGAUUUCACGCAGUGGUACCCAGAAGACAUUCUCCCCUCGAAAUGCUGGGCCGCCGACGGCAAACACUUCUACAUUAGCUUGCAAAUUUUGACUGGCGUUCUCUAA